Messenger RNA from Acanthosepion pharaonis, 465 nucleotides. Lineage: Eukaryota; Metazoa; Mollusca; Cephalopoda; Sepiida; Sepiidae. The record is from the annotation of a GenBank genome assembly.
AUGAUUAAAGCAGGUUAUUUCUACAAGUUGGGUUCAUAUCUAUCUAUCUAUCUAUCUAUCUAUCUCAACCUAUUUGUAUCUAUCUAUCUAUCUAUCUAUAUAUCUAUCUAUCUAUCUAUCUAUCUAUCUAUCUAUCUAUCUCAGCCUAUUUCUAUCUAUCUAUCUAUCUAUCUAUCUAUCUCAACCUAUUUGUAUCUAUCUAUCUAUCUAUCUAUCUAUCUAUGUCUGUUCAUUUUAAAUACGUUAUCCUCUCCCUUCAUUACUUGCUUUCUCAUUGGUCUUUCUUUCUUAGAUCCUCUCCCUUUAUUCCUUGCUUUCUCAUUUAUCCUCUCCCUUUAUUUCUUGCUUUCUCAUUUGUCUUUCUUUCUUAGAUCCUCUCCCUUUAUUCCUUGCUUUCUCAUUUGUCUUUCUUUCUUAGAUCCUCUCUCUUUAUUUCUUGCUUUCUCAUUGGUCUUUCUUCCUUAG